Messenger RNA from Sardina pilchardus (European sardine), 1867 nucleotides. RefSeq names its product 5-hydroxytryptamine (serotonin) receptor 6 (gene htr6). Gene Ontology annotation, cellular component: plasma membrane; dendrite. NCBI's taxonomy places the organism in Eukaryota, Metazoa, Chordata, Actinopteri, Clupeiformes, Clupeidae. Gene Ontology annotation, molecular function: G protein-coupled serotonin receptor activity; neurotransmitter receptor activity. The transcript has 3 exons. Gene Ontology annotation, biological process: chemical synaptic transmission; G protein-coupled receptor signaling pathway, coupled to cyclic nucleotide second messenger. The record is from RefSeq and is a predicted model, not a curated record. Bases 167 to 1663 code for a protein of 498 amino acids.
UCUCUGGGGACCAAAAAAGAAAAUUGAGAAAAAAAAAGAAGAAUUUGUCUGCUCUUUUCUAGUGAGUAUUCUUCUCUUUUUUUGCAGCGUUCCAGGAGAGACAGGAUGCAAUAAAGCCUGGGUUGAGAGGAGACGGGGGGGAACAGGAAGGCGUGUGUCUAAUGAUAUGAGUGCCUCCACACUGCCUCGAGCCGAGGCAGCCUCAGGAGCCGUCGGCAAUCCUUACGGCAACCUCAACGGCAACGCGGUGGCCGGCGGUGGCGGUGGCGGCAGUGGGGACUGGAGCAUCGGUGGCAGCGGGCCAUGGCUGCUGGCCGUCAUGCUCUCCCUCAUCAUUCUCAUGACGGCGUGCGGCAACAUCCUCCUGAUCGCGCUGGUCUUCGCCCACCGCUCGCUGCGCUGCACCUCCAACUGCUUCCUGGUGUCCCUGUUCCUGUCCGACCUGAUGGUGGCGCUGGUGGUGAUGCCGCCGGCCAUGCUGAACGUGCUGUGCGGGGCCUGGGUGCUCUGGGUGGACUUCUGCCCCGUGUGGCUCUGCUUCGACGUCAUGUGCUGCAGCGCGUCCAUCCUCAACCUGUGCGUCAUCAGCCUGGACCGCUACCUGCUCAUCAUCUCGCCGCUGCGCUACAAGCAGCGGAUGACGCCGCCGCGCGCGCUCCUGCUGGUGGGGGGCGCCUGGGGGCUGGCCGCCCUCACUUCCUUCCUGCCCAUCCGCAUGGACUGGCACAGCCUGGGCCGCGGGGAGGGGGGCGACCCGAGCGCCGCGUCGGGACUCGGCACCGUGAACGGGAGCUACCCGGACCCGCACUACCCGCCCUCGUAUUUCCAGCGCCUGCCGUCGUCCGGCGGGGUGACGGUGCAGUGCCGGCUGCGGGUGACGCUGCCGUUCGCCCUGGUGGCCACGUGUCUCACCUUCUUCUUGCCCUCCACCGCCAUCUGCUUCACCUACUGCCGCAUCCUGCUGGCGGCGCGGAGGCAAGCCCGCCGCGUGGCGGCGCUCACGCACCCCGCCUACCCCCAGCACUCCCCGGGGGAGCCGUCGCGACCCGCUUCCCCCGGGCACGGAGGAGGCGCGGACGGGGACGACUACAGCCAGCCCGACCCGCCGGCCUCGCGCCAGGCACCGGUGAGCACCGCCUAUGGGGAGCUGUCGGUGAAUAGCGAGCGCAGGCUGGCGCACCGGCAGGGCAGGAGGGCAUUGAAGGCCAGCCUGACUCUGGGAGUCCUGCUGGGGCUUUUCUUUAGCGCCUGGCUGCCUUUUUUCAUCACCAACAUGGCCCAGGCCGUGUGCGAGUGCGUCCCCGCCACCCUCUUUGACGCCAUCACCUGGCUGGGCUACUGCAACAGCACCAUGAACCCCAUCAUCUACCCGCUGUUCAUGCGCGACUUCAAGCGCGCCCUGGGCCGCCUGCUGCCCUGCUGCUCCUCGUCCUCGUCCGGCCGCACGCCCCGCCGGCCCUCGCCGCCGCUCUCGCUCUCCCUGCGCAACUCGGGCGAGCCGCAGCUGCCCUCCGAGCCGGCCUCGCUCAGCUCCGUCGAGCGGCCGCAGCCCGAGCGCGAGCCGCCGGCCACCGCCACCGACGCCGUCAACCUGGUGGACGCCGAGCAGGCUCGCAUCGAGUUGCCCCUGCUGCUGCCCAAUCAGGUGGACGCGCUGGACUGAGGGGAGGAGAUUGGGGGGGCAGGGGAUGGAUAGAAAGCUAGUGAUGUACAGAGAGGUAAAAGGAGUAGAGGAUGGAGAGAAGAUGAGGUGACCCUAGCCCCAUGACUGACUAGGAGUAAAGUGUGUGUGUGUGUGUGUGUAUGUGUGUCUACAGUGCCUAUAGAAGAAGUCAUCAUACCCCUUUGAAAUAGUUACUUUUUUUGU